Aspergillus tubingensis is the source of this 1998-nucleotide messenger RNA. RefSeq names its product putative RSC complex subunit (RSC8) (gene rscE). Gene Ontology annotation, molecular function: histone binding; DNA binding. Lineage: Eukaryota; Fungi; Ascomycota; Eurotiomycetes; Eurotiales; Aspergillaceae. Gene Ontology annotation, cellular component: SWI/SNF complex. Bases 1 to 1998 code for a protein of 665 amino acids. The transcript is spliced from 4 exons. Gene Ontology annotation, biological process: positive regulation of DNA-templated transcription. The record is from RefSeq and is a predicted model, not a curated record.
AUGGAAGACAACCAGGAUGCCCCAGGUGAUGUGAUUACCACUUCCGAUGCCCCCGCUUCACCCAAGCGCCAGAAUGCCGAUGGCGAACCCGAGGAUGAGGAGAUGGGCGGCACCGAGACGGAGACCAAGAAGGAGACCGAUGGAGGCGAGGACCUCGCUGAUGUUGCCGCACAGUCCGGCGCUGAAGGUGCUACAGAUGAACAGCCGGCGCAGGCCAAGGCAUCCAUUGAAGCCUCCGCGCGCUCACAUCUCGUUUCGCAAACCCACGCCAUCAUCCUCCCCAGCUACUCCACCUGGUUCGACAUGCACCUCAUUCACCCGAUCGAGAAGAAGGCUCUGGCGGAGUUCUUCAACGGCAGAAACCGUAGCAAGACCCCUGCUGUUUACAAAGAUUACCGUGAUUUCAUGAUCAACACCUACCGUCUGAACCCUAUCGAGUACCUCACAGUCACUGCGUGCCGCCGCAACCUUGCCGGAGACGUCUGUGCGAUCAUGCGCGUGCACUCCUUCCUGGAGCAAUGGGGUCUCAUCAACUACCAGGUGGAUCCUCAAACACGUCCGUCCAACAUCGGCCCUCCUUUCACUGGCCAUUUCCGAGUGGUCGCCGAUACCCCCAGAGGCCUCCAGCCAUUCCAGCCCGGACCCAACCACUUCGUCAAGCCCGGAAAGCCUUUGCCGGCCACGGAUCGUGCAGCAUCAGCCACCCCGGCUGCCAAGGCCGACCUGAACCUCGAGAUCCGUCGCAAUGUGUAUGAUGACAAGGGCAAGGAGAUCACCCCUGCUACGGAGGACAAAGACAAGCAGACCAAUGGCGAAGGUUCAACGAACGGUACGACGGGCGAUUCGACCAAGGCGAUGGAGAGCGCUUCCAAGGAACCGAGAAAGAAGUUCAACUGCUUCUCCUGUGGCAUCGAUUGUACUCGCCUCAGAUUCCACUACGCAAAGGCGACACCAGCAACCGCCAACCCAGCUGCACCUGACACCAAGUACGAUCUGUGCCCCAACUGUUUCCUUCAGGGCCGGAUGCCGUCCAGCCACAGUGCUUCCGACUUCGUCAAGCUCGAAGACAGCCCAUACUCGAUUGCGCCCGACCGGGAUGCUCCGUGGUCGGAUUCGGAGCUUGUGCUGUUGCUGGAGGGAUUGGAAAACUUCGACGACAACUGGGAACAAAUUGCCACUCACGUUGGAUCCAGGACAAAGGAGGAGUGCGUGAUGAAGUUCUUGCAGCUGGAGAUCGAAGACAAGUAUCUGGAUGAUAUGCCCGAGGUUCGUGCAGGCAAUGGGCGGGAGCCUAUCAGCCAGACCGAGAACCCUGUCCUGUCCGUGGUUGCGUUCCUUGCACAGAUGGCCGAGCCUGCCGUGGCCGCAGCUGCCGCCGGCCGCUCCGUGGAGGAGAUCCGCAAGGAAUUGAGAAAGCAGCUCGAGAAGGGCUCUGGAGCCCAAGACAAGGGCAAGGAGAAGGAAGGCAGUGCCACAGUCAAGGCUGAGGAUUCCAUGGAAGUGGACUCUGCUCGCGAGGAAGCAACCGAGCAAGCUGUCGAGGUCGCUGGCUCCGACAAGGGCAAGGCUUCCCUUCCCACUGUGGCCCUCGCGGCUUCCGCCGCUCGUGCUGGUGCUCUGGCUUCUCACGAAGAACGUGAAAUGACCCGCCUGGUCUCAUCGGCCGUCAACGUCACCCUCCAGAAGUUCGAGAUCAAGCUGCAGCAGUUCAACGAGAUGGAGGAGAUCAUCGAAGCCGAACGCCGGGAACUUGAGCUCGCUCGCCAGCAGCUCUUCCUCGACCGCAUGGCCUUCAAGAAACGCGUCAAGGAGGUCCAGGACACUCUGCAGGCCGUCAGCCUUCGGGGCCCUGGUGAGGAGACCAACAACAUGCUCGCCGAUGCUGCUACGACCGGGAUCGGCAACCGCUAUAACUUCCAACCGGCAGGAGGUGACGUUAGAGGCGUGCAGCCGCUGAGUGCAGAAACAGGCGCUGACUACAAGACGUUGGACCUGUAA